Molecule: messenger RNA, 2040 nt
Organism: Manduca sexta (tobacco hornworm)
Lineage: Eukaryota; Metazoa; Arthropoda; Insecta; Lepidoptera; Sphingidae
Product: neurofilament heavy polypeptide-like
Exons: 1
Coding region: 1-2040 (679 amino acids)
Source: RefSeq, a predicted model, not a curated record
AUGGCUGACAUGGGCCUAUCUCUUCCCGAAGGACGCACACCUUCAGAGAAAGCAAUCGUUGCAAAGGUAAAAGCUGCCCCUAGGCAUCCUAUGGUACACUCAGAAAAGUUACGAAAAGCUAGGGCAGCAGGGCUUAUGACGCCACUUGAAGGAAAAUCUCCAGCACAAAAAGAAAAAAUACUAAAAGGUUUAGCAAUGCACGGCAUCCCGUUACCAGAAGGAAAAACAUCAUCAGAAAAAAAGCUUGUCGACCAAGUACGCAAAGAUCUUGGCCUUCCACCAGAACCUAAAACUGCUGCAGAGAAAGAAAAUUAUGCAAGAGGUGUGGCAGCAGGAAUUAUUGUCCCACUAGAAGGGAAAACAGCAGCUCAAAAAAAAAAGAUAUUAAGUGACAUGGCAGAUGCGGGUAUACCUCUUCCAGAAGGUCGUACGCCAUCAGAAAAAGCGCUCGUUGCAAAAGUAAAAGCAGCUCCUAGAGCACCUCCUAUACCAUCGGAAAGGCUUAAAAAAGCUAAAGCAGCUGGACUUUUAACUCCUCUAGAAGGCAAAUCUCCAGCCCAAAAAGAAAAUAUUUUAAAAGGUCUAGCUAUGCAUGGCAUACCGUUACCUGAAGGGCAUACUUCUUCAGAUAAGAAACUCGUAGAAAAAGUUCGUGGCGAACUAGGUCUCCCACCAGAACCAAAAACUUCAGAAGAAAGAGUAAAUUUUGCCAAAGCAAUGGCAGCAGGGGUUAUUGUACCAUUGGAAGGAAAAACUCCCGCAGAAAAGGAAAAAAUUCUUACUGAUAUGGCUGAUAUGGGCGUUCCAUUACCAGAAGGACGAACAGCUUCUGAAAAAGCACUUGUCGCUAAAGUUAAAGCAGCUCCUAGAGCUCCACGAAUACCAUCAGAAAAGCUGAAAAAAGCUAAAGCUGCUGGUUUGUUAACUCCACUGGAAGGUAAAUCUCCUGCACAGAAAGAAAAAAUUAUAAAAGGUUUAGCCAUGCAUGGUAUACCUCUGCCAGAAGGAAAAACAGCAUCAGAAAAAAAACUUAUUAGCAAAGUCCGUGGCCAACUCGGUCUGCCGCCUGAACCCAAAACACCGUCCGAAAAAGAAAAAUUUGCAAAAGCGCAUGCUGCUGGCCUUAUAGUACCCUUAGAAGGAAAAUCACCUGCAGAGAAAGAGAAAAUCUUGCGAGGUAUGGCAGAUAUGGGUAUUCCCCUUCCUGUUGGAAGAACACCAUCUGAGAAAGCACUCGUAGCAAGGGUGAAAGCCGCUCCCAGAGCUUUAUCUAUUUUAGGACCACCUUCAGAAAGGUUAAGAAAAGCCAAAGCGGCAGGAUUAGUAACUCCACUAGAAGGAAAAACACCUGAACAAAAAGAAAAAAUUGUGAAGGGUUUAGCGAUGCACGGCGUACCACUACCUGAAGCCAAAACACCCUCUGAAAAAAAAAUGUUUGAUAAAUUACGCACUGACCUUGGUCUUCCACCAGAACCAAAGACACCCGAAGAUAAAGAAAAUUAUGCGCGUGCCCAAGCUGCAGGUCUCAUUGUGCCCUUAGAAGGUAAAACCCCAGCUCAAAAAGAAAAAAUUCUGAAAGGAAUGGUUCACAUGGGCGUGCCGCUUCCUGCAGGGCGUACGCCAUCGGAGAAAUCGCUUAUCGCGAGAGUUAAGGCCGCAGCAAGAGCGCCUUCGUUAGCUGGAAUUCCUUCAGAAAAACUCCGAAAAGCAAGAGCAGCUGGAUUACUUACUCCACUGGAAGGUAAAACACCAGAUCAAAAGGAAAAAAUUCUUAAAGGGCUAGCAAUGCACGGUGUUCCUCUUCCUACAGCUAAAACACCGGCUGAAAAAAAAAUAAUGGAUAAAGUGCGCGCUGAUCUUGGUCUACCACCAACACCCAAAACAGCAGCAGAUAAGGAAAGAUAUGGCAAAGCGGCUGCUGCAGGUAUUUUAGUUCCACUAGAAGGCAAGACUCCACAGGAAAAAGAAAAGAUUCUUAGAGCUCAAGCUGAAUGGGAAUACCGCUUCCAGAAGGGCGGACGCCAUCUGAAAAAGCUAUGA